CACUUCUGUAAUGUUUAUUUUCAACAGCUCCCAGAUGGGGUGAAUGUGUCGAAAGAAGCAAGAAGAGCCAUAUCCCAAGCAGCCAGUGUGUUUGUGUUAUAUGCCACCUCCUGCGCAAAUAAUUUUGCUAUGAAGGCCAAGCGAAAAACUCUGAAUGCAGGAGAUGUCUUGGCUGCAAUGGAGGAGAUGGAGUUCGAAAGGUUCCUGGAGCCCCUCAGAGAAGCUUUGGAAGUGUAUAAACAAGGACAGAAGGGAAAGAAGGUGUCUGAGCAGAAACGGAAAGAUAAAGAGAAGAAGGUCGACACAGAGAAUAAUAGGAGCAGAGAUGAGGAAGGAGAGGACGACGAUGAGCGCAUGGAAGAGGAGCCUGAGGUCGAGAAUGAAGCCGAGGAGGAGGAAGAGGUGGAGAACUGAUAACAUUCUCCCCACAGAGAACUCCGUCACAUACUCUGAGAUAAUUCCUGGCCAAAUGGGAUAUGUGUGUGUGCAGCUCAGCGUCACCAUGUAUCAAAUGAUAAUGAAAUGUGAACUGAAAACGGGUGACUUCUAGCCUGAAAACAUGCAACACAAAGCACAAAGAAGUCACCUGUCUAGAUAUGUCAUGUGACCUCCAAUUUUGGAUAAAAGAAUAACAGACAAAAAAAUGCACAUUUGAUUCUGCUCCCUGAUGUGACAGUUUUUCUACAUGACAAUGAAGGGAAUAUGUCUGGUUUUCAGACAAAAUAAAACAUUUAAAAGAUGUCAUCUUGUUCAAACGUCUCCCCAAAAAAUGUAUAUUAAAUUGCAAUGAAUAGAAUUGAAAACUGUUACCUUUUAUCUGUUAAGAAUUGAAAAGAUGAAAUGAAAUCACUGAUUUCUUUGCAUAGUCUCCUAAGCCAAAGUUCUGAAAGUAGAGUUGGAACACGUGUUAUCAUAUAGGAACUUUAAGGCAGAUUCUGGCAACAUUUGGAUUUAAAUCUGCGAGAUUGAAGUUGUCACUAAUAUUGGGUACAAAAAUGCAUGUUUACAGCUUAUCCCACAACUACAGCUGAGGUGCAUUGAGACAGUGAGCUGCUGUUGGGUUUUAUACCUAGAGAAACUAGUUGUUUUGUUGUUUUUGAACCAUUUAUACUUUUGUAGACUUGUAUACAAGUUGCUAAGAUUUUUAAUAAAUUUGUAUAAAAAGCA
Haplochromis burtoni (Burton's mouthbrooder) is the source of this 1167-nucleotide messenger RNA. RefSeq names its product polymerase (DNA directed), epsilon 3 (p17 subunit) (gene pole3). The record is from RefSeq and is a predicted model, not a curated record. Gene Ontology annotation, cellular component: epsilon DNA polymerase complex; CHRAC. NCBI's taxonomy places the organism in Eukaryota, Metazoa, Chordata, Actinopteri, Cichliformes, Cichlidae. Gene Ontology annotation, molecular function: protein heterodimerization activity; chromatin DNA binding. Gene Ontology annotation, biological process: heterochromatin formation; DNA damage response; leading strand elongation. The transcript is spliced from 3 exons. The annotation marks the transcript as partial.